CGAACAAAUAGGCACCAGUUGGAACCCUCUAACACAAUGUUGCACUGGUCCUUUACGCACUCCCCAACACAGAAUCAUCUCCUCUCUCUCACGCUGCUCAUAUCGCCACCGUACUCCGCCGUAGAAUGGCCCGUCUUGGAGAAGGAGACAAACGAUGGAUCGUAGAAGACCGACCCGAUGGCACCAAUGUUCAUAAUUGGCACUGGGCUGAAACUGACUGCCUCGAAUGGUCUCGCAACUUCCUCACUAACCUCUUAUCCAACAAAACCCUAAUUAACGGCGAGAACAACCUCGAAAUACGCACAAAAAACCUCGAGAAACUCGAAGGAGAAGCCUACGUCAAUAUCCGUAAGGGGAAAAUAAUUCCGGGCUACGAAUUGAAUUUAAUUCUCUCCUGGGAAGGGGAAUUAAAAGAAGCUGAUAAUUAUAGUGUGACGAAAAUUGAAGGGAAUGUUGAAAUUCCUUAUAUAGCCGAUGAGAAUGCUGACGAAGAACCGGAGAUUAAGGUUAAUGUAAAAGAAGAUGGACCGAUUGCGAAAAAAUUGAAGGAUGCGUUUGUUGAAAAGGGAAAGCCGUUUGUUUUAGAGCAAGUGAAGGCGUAUGUUAAUGCUAUGGCAAAUGGUGGACCCGCUAAGGAUGAAGCUGAGGUGAAAAAAUUAGCUAAGAAACCCACCGGCGCCGGAAAUGUUGUCUCUCUGGCCCCCGCUCCGGCUCUAGUUGCUGUGGAUGAGAAGGCAAAGGGUGUGGUAAAGAAGGAGAAGAAGAAGGAAGGGUUUAAGACGAUUACGAUGACGGAGAAGUUUAGUUGUAGGGCGAAAGAUUUGUUUGAGAUAUUGAUGGAUGAGAAAAGAUGGAAGGGUUUUACGCAGAGUAAUGCAAGGAUAAGCAAAGAGGUGGGAGGGGAGUUUAGUAUAUUUAAUGGGUCAGUUACAGGAACUAAUGUGGAGUUGCAGGAAGGCACAUUAAUUGUUCAGAAAUGGCGGUUUGGUAGCUGGCCUGAUGGCGUCCAGUCCACGGUCCGAAUUACUUUUGAGGAGCCUGGAUCUGGAGUUACAGUUGUCAAGCUGACACAUACAGAUGUACCAGAGGAAGACAGAUAUGGUCAUGCAACUGUUGUGGAAAAUACUGAGAGAGGAUGGCGGGACCUUAUCUUCCAUAGGAUACGAGCUGUUUUUGGUUUUGGAAUCUAAAUUUUCUAAAGGGGUGAAAUCUACAACUGAUGCUCCUACAAUAUGGAGUGCAAAAACUGAAUGGGACUGCUUGAUCAAGAUCAACUCUUGCGGACACCAUGGACCUAAGAGUAUUUUCAAUUGAACUUUUCCUUAGGUUGAUUGUCAGGUUUUUCUAGCUUAAUAACUAAAUUUGAUGGUGAACUUGUAGAAUUUGUGUUCAUGAACUUACUCAAUUUGUCUUUAAUGAAACUUAAUUCUUCUUUGCUGGAUGA
Molecule: messenger RNA, 1444 nt
Organism: Nicotiana attenuata
Lineage: Eukaryota; Viridiplantae; Streptophyta; Magnoliopsida; Solanales; Solanaceae
Product: activator of 90 kDa heat shock protein ATPase homolog 1-like
Exons: 3
Coding region: 126-1190 (354 amino acids)
Biological process (GO): positive regulation of ATP-dependent activity; protein folding
Cellular component (GO): cytosol
Molecular function (GO): ATPase activator activity; protein-folding chaperone binding
Source: RefSeq, a predicted model, not a curated record